Molecule: messenger RNA, 2225 nt
Organism: Cuscuta campestris
Lineage: Eukaryota; Viridiplantae; Streptophyta; Magnoliopsida; Solanales; Convolvulaceae
Source: the annotation of a GenBank genome assembly
AACGAAGUAAUAAAAGAUGCGAAAGGUGAACGGGAGCCUGCCGGAGAAUGGAAUCGUCGGCGGAAUCAGGCUAUAGUUGAGCCUUCCCGGUGAAGAAAACGACGAAAUGCCAAAUUUCUUUCCCUAUAACUAAUCAGCGCACCUUCCGAUUUCAUCAAACCUGCGAAAUCUCUUCGUCCGAGGACGACGGAAGUGAGUUAGGCGGCCGACUGCACCGCCACAUCCGCAUGUCGUCGCAUCGGCGGAGCCACCGACGCUCAAGGUCUCUACUUCCGGCCAUAAUCUUCGUCUCCGGCGUCAUUCUCAUCUUGUUUAUCUUCCUCUCAUUGCUCGCGCCUCCUCUCACUGAUAGCAAUCGGCUCCACUACGGCCGCCGUGACAUCUCGGUUAAGCAAGGCAUUGGUAAGGAGACUGGAAGGCCCCUGUUUCAUGUUCCGACCAAUGGAGGAGUACGAUAUCAAGAUCUUUGGAAGUCAAAAAAUGCCAAGUUCUUCUAUGGAUGCAGUAAUUCCAGUAGUAAAUUUGCCAAUGCCAAUGCCAUAACACAUCCAAAUUGGUACUUGUCGAUCGCAGCGAGUGGAGGCCUCAACCAACAGAGAACAGGGAUAGUUGAUGCUGUUGUUGUUGCUCGCAUCUUGAAUGCUACUCUAGUUGUCCCAGCAUUGGACAAGAAGUCCUUUUGGAAAGAUUCCAGUGACUUCUCAGAUUUGUUUGAUGCUGAUUGGUUCAUAUCUCAUCUUGCAAAUGAUGUUAUAAUUAUAAAAGAACUUCCACUUAAUAGAGGAAAGACGUGGACUCCAUAUACCGUUCGAGUUCCAAGGAAGUGCAGUGAAAGAUACUAUAUAAGCCGCAUUGUGCCCAUACUCAAUAAAAAACAUGCUAUCAAGAUCCCCAAAUUUGACUACAGGCUUUCAAAUAGGCUGGAGACAGAGUUGCAAAAACUACGAUGCAGAGUUAAUUAUCAUGCUCUGAAGUUUGUUGACCCUAUACUUGAAAUGGGAAAGGAAUUGGUUCGCCGGAUGAGGGCAAAAAGCAAACAUUUUAUAGCACUUCACCUAAGGUUUGAACCUGACAUGCUUGCAUUCUCAGGAUGCUAUUACGGUGGAGGAGACAAGGAGAGGAUGGAAUUUGGGAAAAUAAGAAAGAGGUGGAAAACUCUACAUAAUAGCAAUCCAGAUAAAGGGAGGAGGCAAGGUAGAUGCCCUUUAACUCCUGAAGAAGUGGGUUUGAUGUUGAGAGCACUUGGAUAUGGCAGUGAUGUUCACAUCUAUGUUGCAUCUGGUGAAGUAUAUGGAGGAGGGGAGACAUUGGCUCCUUUAAAAUCACUCUUCCCAAACUUUCAUACAAAGGACACAAUUGCAAGUGCCAAAGAACUACAACCAUUUUCUUCCUUUUCCGCCCGCAUGGCUGCACUAGACUUCAUAGUUUGUGAUGAGAGUGACGUAUUUGUUACCAACAACAACGGGAACAUGGCAAAAAUUCUAGCAGGACGAAGGAGAUACUUUGGGCAUAAACCCACCAUCAGACCGAACAGCAAGAAACUAUGGCGUCUUUUCUUAAGCCGGAAUAACAUGACAUGGGAAGAAUUCGCGUCCAAAGUCACUAGAUUUCAGAAGGGCUUCAUGGGUGAUCCCAUGGAUAUCAGGUCUGGCGGGGGGUUUCACGAAAAGCCUUCUUCAUGCAUCUGCAAGCUUUCAGAUGCCAAAGCAAAACAGCUGCUGCUGCCAUCAAGCCCUCAAGAACCCACCAAUACAGAAUCGCGGAAAGAAGAAGACGAUGAUGAUGACGGCGAGGGUGAACAAAAUGCAGCAGAUGAGGACGGAACAGAAAUGUCUGAUCCUGAACAUGAUGAAGACGAUGUACAGGAGAGUUUGAUGUCCGAGGAAUCGGAGUUGGACGAGAUGCUCUCAGAUUAGUUACAUACUGAGUGAGAGAUCCCAGAUCUGAUAUACUAUUCUUUGAACAAAUGCAAACCUUGAAGAAGAAGAAGAAGGUGCAAUAAUAUCAGCUUGGAAGAAGAAGUUUCGGCUUUACCAAAAAAAAAAACAUAACAUCUUUAACAGAGAUGAAGUUGAGCAAGUUUAGUAGUAUUACUAGUUUCUUUUCUUCUAUUUUUUUUAUAAACAAAAAUAUUGUAUUUUUUUUAUCUUCUCAUGUGUAUCUUGUAACUCGUACGAACGUAUAUAGUGCAAGUAUAUUUUUUAAAAAAAAUGAUCAUGAAAAUU